Messenger RNA from Penicillium argentinense, 918 nucleotides. RefSeq names its product SMP-30/gluconolactonase/LRE family protein. Bases 1 to 918 code for a protein of 305 amino acids. The transcript has 4 exons. Gene Ontology annotation, molecular function: gluconolactonase activity; calcium ion binding. The record is from RefSeq and is a predicted model, not a curated record. Gene Ontology annotation, biological process: L-ascorbic acid biosynthetic process. NCBI's taxonomy places the organism in Eukaryota, Fungi, Ascomycota, Eurotiomycetes, Eurotiales, Aspergillaceae.
AUGUCUGAAAUUCGGACGUGGACGGUCAAAGUGCCUUAUAUCGACAUAGCGGGAACACUCCUCGAGGGCCCAUUUCACGAUGCAGCCAACAAUGAGUUUCGCUUCGUCGACAUCUGGGAGCACAAGCUGUACCGCCUCGAUCUAGCACGUGGGCCCGAAUCCCUGAGGGUAAUUGACACCGAGACUUCCAUCGGCGUGACGGCCAACAUUGCCGAGGAUCAGGAUCAGCUGAUAGUUGCGGCCAAGCAUGGAUUUGCUCGGCUGAACCGGUCCACCGGGAAGCUGACCUACAUCGCCGAAGCCUGGGGCGAAGAGCCGGGGAAGGCGGAGAUAAUGCGCUUCAACGACGGCGCCAUCGACAGCCACGGGCGCUUCUGGGCCGGCGCCAUGAAUGACCCGAAAGUCAAGAAGCCCGGUCCAGAGGGCGUGCUCUUCAGACUGGACCCGGACCUCAGCUUGCACCGCAUGCUGGCCCCAGUGACGAUCCCCAACGGGAUUGGCUGGAACCUCGCCAAUGACACUAUGUACCUGACCGAUUCACCGACGGGCCAGAUCUUCGCUUUCGACUUUGACGCAGCCACGGGGGAUAUCAGUAACCGGCGCGUGCAUUUCGAUCUUGGGGAGCCGCUUGAGCCAGAUGGAUUUGUGAUGGAUGAGGAGGACUGUAUCUGGACAGCGAUUUAUGGCGGGGGCAAAGUGUUGCGCGUGUCCACGGAGGGGAAGGUGAUUGCGAGGAUUGAUUUGCCUACGCGCAAUCCCACCUGUCCAGCCUUCGUGGGGACAGAGCUGUUUAUCACGUCUGCCAAGGACGAUAGAGAUGAUGAGUGGCUGCCCCAAUCCGUUCGGUAUGGUGGAUGUCUGUUUAGGAUUGACGUUGGAGUCAGGGGGAAGGCGAAGAAUGAGUUUCGGUUUGCGUAG